GGCCGCGGGACAAAAACAGCCGUGCUUUAUCAGGGCCACUCGCUAGCCGAGAUAACGUCGAAAAACACGUCUUAUCGGUUUUUAUUAUCACGAAUCUUGUGUAUUGUUGCGUGCGUAGUGCUUCCAGUAUACGAUUUGAAUAUCGGUGUACGCAAGCGAAAGUUCCCAGGGGAAACCACCGAAGGCUACCGUCUUCAGUACGUCGCGCGAUGACCGUCUGAGACAUCUAACAGUUAGUCAUGGCUCUCGUGUUCAACGACAACGAUCCAUGGUUGAUCGAACACGAAUCAUGUGAAAAACUAUAUAGAGAAAUUGAAGGAUUAUUAAAUGUGAGAGAAUUAGAGCACAAGUCUUCCGAAAAAUAUGUUUUGUAUUCAUCACAAGUGCGGCUUAGGCUGAAACAGUUUACUGAUGAAGUCCAACAGUUGUCUCAUAAACUUAGAGGACUUGCAACAUCUAAAGCUGUUACACUGGACGAAGAAGAACGACGUCAACGUAUGAUUGAACUACUCCAAAGUAGAAAUAUUAUAUUAAAUCAACGUUUUCAAAAUCGAAAUAAUAGUCAUACACUAGAACGUCAGGAGUUGAUGAGACCAAGUACUAGUAAGGCCAAAAAAACUGAAAUGCCAACUACUGGUUGGCUGGACAGUGAUGAUGAUGACUAUAAUGACGAUAAACAACCAUUACUUAAUGAGAAAGCACUUAAACAGCAGCAACAGUACUUGCUCAAAGAACAAGACGAUGGAUUAAAUGAAUUGGCAUCAAUUGUUUCUAGACAAAAAAAUAUUGCUAUCACCAUAAGCAGUGAAGUCGAUCUACAAAAUGAACUAGUUGAUGACCUAUUGGUAAAAAUAGACAAAACAACAGCUGGAAUUGAAAAUGAGACCAAGGAAGUAGUCCAGAUAUUAAAAAAAGAUUCAACUCGAGGACUUUGGGUGAUAAUUAUUCUUCUAUUGAUUGCAAAUGUGGUGGUUGCUCUGUCGUGAUAUCUGGUUAAAAUAUUCAAAUUUAACUUGCAAUAAUUAUGUUAAAAUUAUUUUUCUAUACCUUUUAAUAUUUAUUGAUAUUCAAAUGUUAUUUUAUUAUAAUUGUUAAUAAUUGGAUAUUUUGUAAAAAUAAAUAAAGUAAUUCCAAAUUUUUUUAUACUUAAAAA
This is a messenger RNA of Rhopalosiphum padi (bird cherry-oat aphid), 1153 nucleotides long. RefSeq names its product syntaxin-8. Gene Ontology annotation, cellular component: SNARE complex; endomembrane system. Lineage: Eukaryota; Metazoa; Arthropoda; Insecta; Hemiptera; Aphididae. The coding region runs from base 240 to 986 and encodes 248 amino acids. Gene Ontology annotation, biological process: vesicle fusion; intracellular protein transport. Gene Ontology annotation, molecular function: SNARE binding; SNAP receptor activity. The transcript has 8 exons. The record is from RefSeq and is a predicted model, not a curated record.